This is a messenger RNA of Heteronotia binoei (common prickly gecko), 4432 nucleotides long. It is a transcript of the gene LONP2, whose product is annotated as lon peptidase 2, peroxisomal. Gene Ontology annotation, cellular component: peroxisomal matrix. Lineage: Eukaryota; Metazoa; Chordata; Lepidosauria; Squamata; Gekkonidae. Gene Ontology annotation, molecular function: ATP binding; ATP-dependent peptidase activity; serine-type endopeptidase activity. Gene Ontology annotation, biological process: protein catabolic process; protein processing; protein targeting to peroxisome. The record is from RefSeq and is a predicted model, not a curated record.
CCCUGCCGGCUUCCGUAGCGCGGCCUGGACGGACUCGCGCUGGCCGGGCCAUGGCGUCGCAGGCGUCGCAGGGCGGGAGCCCCAUCCAGAUCCCCAGCCGACUGCCGCUGCUGCUCACCCCGGAGGCCGUGCUGCUGCCGGGCUCCACCAUGCGCGCCAGCGUGGACUCGCCGCGGAACAUGCAGCUGGUGCGGAGCCGCCUGCUGAAGGGCACGUCGCUCAAGAGCACCAUCAUCGGCGUUAUCCCCCGACACCCAGACCCGGCCGGCGACCAGGACCCCCUGCCCCCGCUCCACAGGAUCGGCACGGCGGCACUUGCAGUUCAAGUGGUUGGCAGCAACUGGCCCAAGCCUCAUUACACGCUGCUGGUAACAGGCCUCUGCAGAUUCCAGAUUUUGCAACUGGUGAAGGAGAAGCCCUAUCCAGUCGCUGACGUCGAGCAGCUGGAUCGGCUGGAGCAGUUCACCAACAAAUCGAAAGCCGAGGAGGAACUGGGGGAGCUGUCUGAGCAGUUUUAUAAAUACGCAGUGCAGCUGGUUGAAAUGCUGGACAUGUCGGUCCCUGCGGUCGCUAAACUACGACGCCUCUUGGACAAUCUGCCCCGGGAAGCUUUGCCGGAUAUAUUAACUUCCAUCAUCCGCACCAGUAACCAAGAGAAGCUGCAGAUUUUGGAUGCGGUUGGCUUGGAGGAGCGAUUCAAGAUGACCAUCCCCUUGCUCAUGCGGCAGAUCGAAGGGUUGAAGUUGCUUCAGAAAACCCGGAAGCCAAAGCAGGACAAUGACAAACGGGUCGUGGCCAUACGUCCCAUCCGAAGAAUCACUCACAUUGCAGAAGACGAGGAGGAGGAUGAAGACCACGAUGACAUUAUUGUGCUGGAGAAGAAAAUCCGCGCCUCCAGUAUGCCCGAGCAGGCUCUCAAAGUGUGCGUCAAAGAGGUGAAGAGGCUUAAGAAGAUGCCUCAGUCAAUGCCGGAAUAUGCCUUAACUCGGAAUUAUUUGGAGCUGAUGGUGGAACUGCCGUGGAGUAAAAGUACCAGAGACCGCCUAGAUAUCCGGGCAGCCAGAAUUCUCUUGGACAACGACCACUAUGCUAUGGAGAAGCUGAAGAAGAGAGUGCUGGAGUACUUGGCAGUCAGGCAGCUGAAGAACAACUUGAAGGGCCCCAUCCUUUGCUUCGUAGGCCCUCCCGGAGUUGGAAAGACUAGCGUGGGGAGAUCCGUGGCAAAGACUUUGGGCCGAGAGUUCCAUCGCAUUGCCUUGGGAGGAGUCUGCGACCAAUCCGACAUCCGAGGACACAGGCGCACCUAUGUGGGCAGCAUGCCUGGGCGAAUAAUCAAUGGCUUGAAGACCGUGGGGGUUAACAAUCCCGUAUUCUUACUGGAUGAGGUUGACAAGCUCGGGAAGAGUCUGCACGGAGACCCGGCUGCUGCACUGCUGGAGGUCUUGGAUCCGGAACAAAACCACAGCUUCACUGACCACUACUUAAACGUUGCCUUUGACUUGUCGCAAGUCCUCUUCAUAGCCACAGCCAACACCACGGCGACCAUUCCCCCGGCUCUGUUGGACAGAAUGGAGGUCAUUCAGGUUCCAGGCUACACGCAAGAAGAGAAGAUGGAAAUUGCUCACCGGCACCUGAUCCUUAAGCAGCUGGAGCAGCACGGCUUGACUCCGCAGCAAAUCCAGAUUCCCCCGGAAGCGACUCUGGCCAUCAUCACUCGGUACACCCGCGAGGCAGGAGUGCGCUCCUUGGACCGCAAAUUCGGAGCAAUUUGCCGAGCCGUGGCCGUGAAGGUGGCGGAAGGCCAGCACAAGGAGACGAAGCCAGAGCGCUCGGAGGGGACAGAAGGAGAAGAGUGCAAAGAGCACGUUGCGGAAGACGCAAAACCCGAUGCCAUCAGUGAGACGGCUGACCUGGCUCUGCCACCGGAGAUGCCCAUUUUGAUCGACUUCCAUGCCUUGAAAGAUAUCCUUGGACCACCAAUGUAUGAACUAGAGGUCUCUGAGCGACUGAAUCAACCAGGCGUUGCCAUCGGUCUGGCUUGGACCCCCUUAGGGGGUGAGAUCAUGUUUGUGGAAGCCAGCCGCAUGGACGGGGAGGGUCAGCUGACUUUGACCGGGCAGCUGGGUGACGUCAUGAAGGAGUCAGCCCAUCUUGCCAUCAGCUGGCUCCGCAGCAAUGCAAAGAAAUACCAGCUGACCAACGCUUCUGGAAGUUUUGAUCUCCUUGACAACACAGACAUCCAUCUGCACUUCCCAGCUGGAGCCGUCACAAAAGAUGGACCAUCUGCUGGCGUUACCAUAGUAACCUGCCUUGCUUCACUUUUCAGUGGGCGGCUGGUGCGUUCGGAUGUAGCCAUGACGGGAGAAAUUACACUAAGAGGCCUGGUUCUUCCAGUUGGUGGGAUUAAGGAUAAAGUUCUAGCUGCACACAGAGCCGGGCUGAAGAGAAUUAUCAUUCCCCAAAGAAACGAAAAAGACCUUGAGGAAAUCGCAGCCAAUGUGCGGCAGGAUCUGGAUUUUGUGAUGACGAGCUGCCUAGACGAAGUUCUUAACGCUGCUUUCGAGGGGGGAUUUUCAGCCAAGACUGGACUUGAUCACUUCAGUAGCAAACUUUAAGCAGGUUGACCAACUCAAGCUCACACAGAGAGCAAAAUGCGAAGCUGAUUUUCAUGUGCCGGGCUAUACAAAUGAGAGUAUCGAAGCAGGGCCAUUAGCCAUCAGAUUUUUAUGGCUAAGGGUUACCGUUCACCGGAACCCCUGUAAAUCUGCCAGCCAUUCAUAUUGGCCUUAAUAUGUAUUAACGGGAAAUAGUUUAUGGAGAUUAGAUUUCAACACCAACUUCUUAAUGACGAUGAUUAUUCCUUUAAGAUAUGGAGGAGUAGACUUCUACGGGAGCAAAAGAGCACUAUUCAAUCACAGGAGCCUGCAGGAAAUCAUUGCCUAAUAACAUUGAUUCUGGCUUCUUUCCCCUAGAAAGCUCAAGAUAAUUUCUUACCUACUUGGAUUUCAAAGAUGUAGUUAAAUUGUCAUUAUAUUAGGCAACAAUGUAGUUCACUUAAAAAAAAAAUCCUGGAGAAUUUAAUGCAAAUGAUUGGUACAGAACAGGCCUUGCUGGCAAGUACUGAGGAUAUAAGCUUGCUUGUUUGUUUCCGGUAAGAUGAUUUACAAAGAAAGGGGUUGGGGGGGAUUCCUGAAGUGGCUACAAUCAACACCUACAAUUCUCAGGAUCUAGGAGCAAAAGUAAACUAUAUACUGGAAGCAAAACACCAUCAUGAUAGUGUCUGCAGAGUUUGGCAUCUCCUACUGUUGAUCCACCUUUGUUUCAAAUUAUACAUGGAUAUGUUAAUCCCAUUUCACUGGGCAGAGGAAGCGUCUUAUUUUGUACAACAGAUAAGUUGCCUCAGUUGUGCUGGCGAGGUUUUUAAAAAAAAUUAAUUUGAGAAUGAUUCUUUCUAAAGAGAGCUGUAAACUUCAGAGGCCCCGACCCAGAAAAGAUGGGUGGUACAAGGUGCAAAGGCUGCCUUCUGUGUGGGUGGAAAGAUCCUCCAAGUGAUACACAGAAGGAAUGAAAAGUAGCAGUCACAGAAGAGGCAGGCAGGCAGGGUGUUGUGAAAAGGGAGUAACUCUUCACACAGACAACCUCAAGAUACCAAGCCUCCUUUAUGCCAGCUGAUGCACAAAGGCGUAUGCAGAUACAGGCUUGUUAGUGAAGCAACAGCUGUUGUGUCUGAGUGUGAGAUUAGACACAUACAGAAGAGAGGGGAGCUUCCAACGGCAUGCAGAAGCAAGUUUGGACCUGGGGUAUUCUUAGAGCAGGUCCAUGCCUGAUCUUAAUGGAAGAGUGGUAAGAAUUUCCAUGUGUGAAUGCGUCCUCUGCAAAGGCAGUCUGAAUUAUUCUUGUCAAAAUGUCCAAGUUUCUAAAACAGGGAUGGGGGAGGCUGGGGACAGAAACAGUUUGUUAGGUCUCCAGGGGAACAGGUGGGCCACAGCAUGAAACCAGAAGCUGGGCUAGAUGAACCAUUGGUUAAUGUAGAAGGGCUCUUAUGCCUUUUGAGUUAAAGCACCACCACUUAAUAGGCCACAAAAUAUGAUCACUGAGAACUUAAAAUUUGCAACUUGGUAGAUAACGUCUUUCUGAAGCACACAGAGCUGGGUUUGACAUAUUCGUUGGAAGUCCAAAGAGGAAAAACCCAACCCAAAUAAGAAUUAGGCCACGAAAAGCCUGAGAGAAACCAAAAUGAACACAAUGCUAAAAAGCGUACAGAAAUUAAAACAAAAAUUAAUACAUAAACUGUAUUUUUAAUAUGAAACAAUAAAAACAGGCUUAAAACAAUAGCUGUAUAAAACAGCUUGGGUAUUUUAUGUAUACACACAGCAAUUACUUUAACCCUCUUAAUUUUUUGUUCCACAUUAAGUUUAUAUGUUCCUUUUGG